This is a messenger RNA of Chanos chanos (milkfish), 777 nucleotides long. Its product is annotated as coiled-coil domain-containing protein 172. Lineage: Eukaryota; Metazoa; Chordata; Actinopteri; Gonorynchiformes; Chanidae. Gene Ontology annotation, cellular component: cytoplasm. The record is from RefSeq and is a predicted model, not a curated record. The coding region runs from base 1 to 777 and encodes 258 amino acids. The transcript is spliced from 7 exons.
AUGAGCCUUGAAUCGUUGUUUCAACUAAUUUUACUUGCUGAGCAGCAGUUUUCGGAAAAUUCACGUCAACUACACAAAAUUAAGGCUGAAAUCAGCAGUUCUCAAGAAAAAAUUAGAACUUCAACGGAAGUAUUCAAGUGUGCCAAGAGAGAAUUGGACGAAAAGACCAAGCUUCUGGCAGAGACCAAACUACAGCAAGAUAUAGUAAAUAAGUGUCUAGAGCAAAGGGAGAAAUUGAGAGAAGAGCUCUUUCAGGAGCAGAAUAAACUAAAGGAAUGCCUGGAUCAGAUAAGACUACAGGCUUCGGAGGAACAGGAGAAGUUUCUGAACGAUAUAAUGACUUUUAACAGCGAUUACAGCCUGUUAAACAACCGAGAGGCUGUGCUUCACAGCCAAAUGAGAUCUGAGAUAGACACUCUUCAGCUGGAGGAGGACUCUGUAAAGGAAGAGAUGGAAGAUAUGAUUCGGAGUAGCUCUUGUAUGAAUUCCAUACAGACGGAGAAGAGAUCUCUGAUAAGUGAGCUGCAAAAUCUAGAGUCUGAUAACAGAGAGCUGGAGAGAGAGCUGAAGGAGGCAGCAGUACUCACUGAGUCUCUGAGAGCUGAGAGGCUCUCUGUGAGUCAGAAGCCUGUCACCGACAGCACAUGUCUCAGGCUGAAGAAAGAGCUGGAAAUGCAGAAGGAGGGAGAGCUGGAGCUGCUUCACGCAGCUCUGACCUCAGAGAUUCAGUUUCUGAGAUCGGUAAUUACACACAGACACAACCUGAUCUUCCACUAA